CCCUGAUCCAGGAGCCUGAGGUCCUUUACCUUCCAACUGCUGCUCACUAACUGCACAGGGUCCAAAGUUAGAGCCGCAGAAGGUGGUGGCCACCACCGCCCCUACACGGCGGGGCCAGGGAAGUAAGAAAGCUCAUGCCGCGCAGAGGACGCAGCACUGUGGACUUCAAAGGGUUCUGGCCUGGAAAUGCCUGGAUGGACUCGUAAGAUCGCCUUUUGCUGCUCUUUCAAAUAUGUCUCUGUGGAAAUUAUGAAGGUCGCGGGUGGGAGAUGAGUGCAGGCUGACACCAUGGGGUGCGCACCUUCCCAUAGUGACAUCGUUAACAGCGUGGCUAAGAGCAGCAUCCAGUUUUUUAAAAAGCCCAAGGCAGUUCUGUCAGGGGGAGGAAGUCAGGGGGACAGUGAAAGAUGUUCUGUCCCUUUGCUGGCUCAAAGCUCCACCUGCUAUGACUCUGGGGGGAACCUGUCCCAGGGACAAAGGCCCAGAGAGGUGCAGCCAGGUCCCACGUGGACCCAAACCAUGGCUGGAGAUUCCACUGCAGGCAAAAAGGAAAAUCUGAAGGUACUGAUCUCAGAAACCAAAACUGCUCCAUCCCAGCUGGACAAAUCACAAAGCCGCAUGGCUGAGGACAUUCCAUUCAAGACACAGAGCUCCCACGAGUCACAAGGGGCAGCCUUUUCUGAAGAUGAAAAAGCAGAAAGUGUUAGCCAUGAGACCUCCCUGUGGGAGAGGAAGCCAAAAGGCCACAGGUCAGGGCAGCAGGGUCUUUGCUGCCAGACCACUCUCCUCGCUCAGGGCUCCGAAGGCAAAGUGGACUUUCCCGAGCCCCUGGUGACAGCCCACCAGCAUGCUUACACCUAUCUGCACUCCUGCCUCUCCAAGUACGAAGCAGUUCUGAGCCUCGUGCAUCAGGCCACACAGACCCAGGAGCUGCUGCAGCCCAUGGUGAGCCUCCUGCUGCUGUGCUUCAAUGAAGCCAGUCAGCUCCUGGGGGAGAUCUCCAAGGAUGGAGAAGUGCUGCUCCGGGAAGUUAGGGAGGAUCUGGCUUGGCCGUUGAAGAAAGGGGAGCCCCAGGAGCAGCCAGAUCUCCUGCCACAGCUUCUGCAGUACACAGUCAGCAGGCUGCAGGGGCUCAGCGGCACAGUGGCCUCGCUCACCAGUGGCUUCCUGGAGGGCUCCAGCAGCUACCUGCAGGCCGCUGCAAGCCACUUGGGAAACACGCUGAGCACGAAGAGGGCUGUGGAUGCACGCCUCCUGCAGGCUCUGGGGCAGCUGGAGAGCUUGGCCAGCGGCCACAGGGACCCUGGGGUACAGGGUCUACCCCUGUGCUCUGAGGACAGUGGCAUUGGUGCGGACAGUGAGUCUGUGUACCCGGUGGACAAGCUGGGCAAGCAAGCCAGCUGGGACUUAACGCCGGAGCCUGCAGACAGAAAGCCAGGGACUUCACCCCCAGUGGAGGCCAGGCUGUUGGGACAUACCUGGCAGCAAAGCCCAGUCUGGAUGGGUUCAGAUAGACCCCAGGACUGCCCGCUCUCAAGGCCUCUUCUGGCAAAGGUUCAGCCAGCUGCAGAGGGCGGAGCAGGGACUCUAGGCCCCUCCGGCUCAGACCCAGAAAAUGCUGCCUCCAGGCCUCUGGGGGUAAGCAAAAGCAAUUCCUGUGAGUCCUCUGGGGCCGGGAUCUCUGUGGAAGCCCAUAUUCCUAAAGGCUCCGUGUGGAUGGGUGCUCCAUCCCUCAGUGAAGAGGAAGACAGGAGCACGGAGGAGGAGGAAGACGAUUUCCAUCCGAGGCCAAGGUCUUCUCCUCCUGGCCCAUUUCAGGCAUACCCCAGGGGACUUAGGAGCCUCCAAGCUCAGGAAAUGAUUCUGAAGAUGAAGGAAGCAAUCAGUGAAAGGAUCAAGUUUGUCCCUGUGUCCACCGGGCACCAGGAUUGGGCUGAGGAGGAGGAGAGGACAGUGGUCCCACCAAGACCUAGUUCGGUCAGUGGCAGCCGGAGAGCCCCUGUGAGGCAGAGGAGGUCCCAAUCAGAGGGGUGUCUUAAGAGCCACGCAGAGGAGCCCACCCUCCAGGAGCUGCAGCAGGUCCAGAGAGACCUCAGCCAGAGGUUGGAGGCAUUCUACUCCCUGGGCACCCGCCGGCAGGAGCUGAGCAGGGAGCAGGUUCUGCAGCCCAGAGCAGCUUCUCUGAAGCCCGACAGCCACCGCAGGGCCACCCCAAGCAGCCCCAUCAGCAAGCUGAAGGCAUCUCUGACCAAGAACUUCAGCAUUUUGCCAAGUCAGGACAAGAGCAUUUUGCAAAAAUGCAGCCCCCGCCCGGAGGGGGAAUGGCCCUGGAACAGGGAGGCUGAGGGGCUUCCCAAUGAUGCCCCAUCAGGGCAGAGGGCCAGGGAGGCUCCCAGGGCUGAGGACUGGGCUGUCAGGGGCCACCCCCCCAGGACAUCAGUCAAGAAACUCAUUGAAACUUUCAGCUCCAGUGGGAAUCUGCAGACACUGGGGGAGUCCAAAUACUCUGGGCCGAGCGCCUGCCUCAGGAAGUGGGGGGUCCCCAUCAUGCCCCCCAGAUUUCCUAUUUACAGGGGGCUUGCCCCUUUGUAUACAAAGCCCCAAAUUUCUCCUGCGGUGCACAGAGGGUGUCUCAGGGGGGGCCCAGGCUGCAGGCCUGCAGCCCCUGCCUUUCCCCCUCUGCAGACAGGGUCCAUGAGCGAGGAGCUCCACGGUGAAACCGAGGGGGAGGACCCAGAGUACCUCCCUCCGCCACCUCUGGAAAUCCUGAUGGACAGAUCAUUCACUGCUCUGGAGCCCCCCGAAAGCAGCAAGCCAGCAGGGAGCUCUCCUGAAGGGACCUACCUGCCAGGGCUGGCAGAGGCUGGCCCUGCCAGACAAACAUGGAUGUCCCCAAAGCUAAGAGCCUCUGUGAGCCCCACUGACCUGCUGCCCAGCAGGAGCACUACCACCCCCACCGGGCCGUGCAGCGCAGGGCCAGGGAGCAGCGAGAGCAGCUGCAGUCCUGGAAAGCUGGCCUUGGACCUCAACCAUCCCCCAGCAAUGAGCCCAAACCCAGAGGAGGAGAGCAGUGAGGCUCAGAGCCAGGCACACGUGCCCAGACCUGUAAACCUGUCCAGGCAGCCCCGGAGGGCAGGCGCCGGUCACCACCCCAGCCACAUUGCUGGGCAUCACAGGGCCUUGGAACCCAGCCUGCCCAGACCGACUCGGGGGCCACAUUCUUCUGAGGCCCCAAGGAAGAGCCAAGAGAGAAGCUCCCCACUGGUCAGGAAGUCCUCUCCUACGAGGGCUCCCAGAGCAGACAAGAGGCACCCAAGCCUGCCCUCCUCUCACAGACCUGCUCAGCCAAGCGCCCCCUCUGUGCAUGGGUCCCCCAGCCCAACAGUCAGCCCUCUAGCAAGCCCCAGGACACUGAGCCCCCCAACAGUAACGAAAGGGGCGUCCCCGCCACCCCAGCACAACCUGCCCAGCCCUCCCGCUGAGAGCUCACUUGCUCAGCACAAGAUCCCCAACCCCCCUACACAGCACACAGAAGCAAGUUCCCCUGCCUCUGGCCCCUGCCCAUCCCCUCCGUUGUCCCCCCCACAGGGACAAAAGGAAGCAAGAGACUCUGAAAAUAGCCGGGCAGCCCCAUCCAAAGCGUCUCAGAACACACGGGCCCUGUUCUGCCCAGCCACCGCCUCCCUGUUUGAAGCCAAAUCGCCAUCCUCAACAGCCCACCCAGCCGCCCCAUUACUGCCACCUGAAGCUGGGGGCCCUCGGGGGACCCCCACAGGAUGCUGGAGAGGCAGCUCAGGGCCACGACCGAGGUGGAGCUCACAGCGGGGAAUGGCUCUGUGUGUCCUCAACCCUCAGCCCUUCAUCAGACGGACAGCUUCUGACCGCCAGCCCGGCGUCCGCCUUCACCCGCCUGUCCCGGGUGCCACCAGCAACGCUCGUGAUCCCCAGCUUGGCCACAGCAGCGGCAGUGAGGAGAGCCCCAAGAAGGACACAGAGCCGUGGAGCAGCCCCUGUGCCCCAGAACUGAAGGGUGGCGGCAGAGCUGCGUCUCCCCCAGAACUCUGUGUGCUGGGCCACAGGCUGCAACGGGACACCAGUGCCGGCUGCACCCAGGACAAGCCCCAGCAGAAGGAAGUGGCCUGACCAGCAAAGCGUGACCGCCAAGUGCCAGGCUGCCCCACCGAUGGCGGGCCGACCACACUCCUCCCCCAGGUGUCCUGGGAAGGCCUGGGAGGUGCCCUGCCCAGCAGGUCUGCGGACCUAUAAACAUUCACCGUUUUGGGUCCCAGCCCCUGGUUUGCCUCGGGGUCCAAAAGUUAGCUACAACUCUGCGUCCCACCAUGGCACUCUUAAUCCUUCAAGUACUGGCCUUAAUUUAGAGGAAACACGAGUUUCUCAUAUGCUUGACGGGCCAGGUGUUUAACCUGCGUUGGCCCCCUGAAAUCACUUUGUCCUCCCCACAGUACAGGAGGCAGACAGCAUUCUCCUGGGUUUGCAGGUCAGGAAACCAAAGCGCCCCCACCCAGUGACUUGCCUGAGGUCACAUAUGAACGGGUAUAAGGACAUAGAAUCUAUUGUCUUCCAUCACAUCUCAUUGCUCUGGGACAUCCCAUCACUCCAUCUGCCUAAAACAUAUUGUUGUGCAAAUGGUGGGAAUGCCUAGCUUUUUAAGGUUAAAUACUGGCAGAGCACGCAAGUCCCCAAGAUGAGCUUUGCUUAGAAAUCGGUUGCCCCAGCAAUGUGAGCCCACCCACUUUCCCGCUUCUCCUCCUUCCCCAGCUCAGCACCACAGCCCAAAGGCAAAGCUCCCAGCCCACUCACGCAGCCACGUCACCGCUCCAGCUCAGUGCAUCGCACAUGCUCUGCCCUACGCGUCCACAUGCCUCUCAGACUGAGUGGGCACGGCCAAGCCUCCCAAACAAGGCAGCCUAUUCUCCAGGCACCUUGGGGGCUGGGGCUCAGAGGGGUGUGUGGGUAAGUUUCCCUGUACAUGGGCCGGGUCCCCCAGAGGCUUCUCGGCCACCUUUAUCUGGGUCACCUGCAGAACUCCUGCUGGAGUUGAAAUUGAAGGGAAGAGCGGUCGUUUGUGCCAAAAAGUUGCUUCUGCCAACGAGCUAGAUACUUGCUGCCGAUCUGGAAGUUUUCCGUUGGAGGCUGCGGAGCGCUUUCUAUUUAGAAAAGAAUUUGCAGUGAUCGGGUGAUUCAAUGGGUUGUCACAAGACAAGAAUUCUCGCUCAUGGGCUAGCGCUAAGAGGCAACCCUCCAGGUCUGCUGCAAAGCUGGUUUUUUUCAGAUUAGGAAAAUUACGGACAUCAGGUCCCUUUUUGUGGAAAUAGGUCCUGACUCAAGAGCACGUUAAACUGGGUCCUGGGCGCUAGGUGGCCUCCUCCGGGGUGGGCAUGAGACCAGGGGAAUGAAUCCCAUCUCGAGGUGUCCAGUUAUUCAAGCAGGGGUGACAGGGACCAACUCUUCAAAGGCACCCAAGGAAGAGUGACUGAACUACCAAGAGGGGCAUGACUGACUCCCGUUGGGAAAUGUCUGUACACCCCGCUGUGUGCUUUGUUUGCCUGUAGCCGCACUGAUCCACAGAGCAGAGCUUGGGCGGCAGCAGGGCAGGUCCUGGGGCCGAGCCAUACCCAUGAGCCUGUGGGUGGGCCCUGGGAGCCGCCUGGGCUGCAGGAAAUGGGCGGCAGUCCAGCCACCCAGGCAGGGCAGGGCUGAGGUAAUUGUGCGAGAACAUCUGGUUUAGGAAACGUGCUUGGUACAGAGCUGGGCGGCCCGUCCACACGGUCAGGCCUUCAGCGUGGGCAACGGGGCUGGGCAGGCAGGAAGCAAGCCCUGGGGAGCCAGCCUUGGGUUAGAGUUAAGGGGUGGAUUCCUGGAGAUCCAAGGGAACGAAGCAGAGCUCCAGCUGCAGGGAGACUGGACAGGGACACAGUUGACAAGACUGGGACACAACACGGAGGUAUAACCACAGGGACAAUAAAACUCUAGUGACUAGAACCAGGAUAGAAGUGGGAGCCAGAUCCACACACAGGCAAAGUGAGUCUCAGUGUCCAGCCCAGGCGCCCCUGAAUGGGCCUUGUCUUAGAGGCUGGGGCUGGCUCCAGUGCGCAGGCAGGGGCUGAGGGCACCAGGCUGCAGCAACCGGAGCUGCAGACGGGCAGCUGGGAGCCGGGCAGCGCAUUCUUUCACGGAGGGGUCCGUGUGUGUCAGACAAACACCCCAGGAGACUCUGGGAUGAGCCGUUGCUGGCCUCCCUGAGUGUGCCUGGCGGGAGGCUCUCUGCGAUGAAAAGCUGCCCCACCCCCAAGCUGGACUGGUCAGCAGCAGCCAACACCCACCCUCCGGAGCUGCAGACUGGAUGUCUGUCAUCGGCCAAAUGCAGUUCGUGCCUUCUCAUCCCUCCACAUCGCUGAGCACCUACCUGCUACCUGUGCCAGGACAGUGCUGGGCUCUGCCAUGCAUCCCCACAUGCGAUGUAACAAGAGGUCCCAGGGGCCCCGAGGCUCUGUCCCAGGGGCCCAUAAGCUCAGGCAACAGGGAUGACGAGCUCCUGUGGACAUCCUGUUGCCAAAGGACCCAAAGGCUUUGGGAAUCCCAAAUCAGCUUCCCUGGGGCAGACAGGGAGGGGUUGUGAAGGCUAAGGAGCCGGGAGGCAGUAAAGGUCAAAGGUGAGGAAGAGCCAAGCAGGCAAGCAGGCCUUGAGCUGAUGAGUCCAAGCUGUGCUUUUCUGGCUACCAUCCUAACUACCAGAUGUAGCCCCAAUUACCUGCGAAUUAGGCUCUGUACAAAAGAAAUUCAAUUUGCCACCAUGGACCAUUUGUGUGGCAUUAGCCCAGUUCUUGGCCUUCUGGAGACCUGGCCUUUCUUUCGUCCAACACUUGCCUUGGGGAGCAAACCACCGGUGGCCAUGGGGACAGGCCCAAUUCCACAGCUUCUCAGGUGGGUCACUCUUAGCCUCCCCUCAAGAACCUCGUCCUUGCUCAGCCCAAUCUGCUUCUGUGCUCAAGGGAGAAGGGAGGGCAGGUUUUUUGCUUUGUUUUGUCUCUUCAAAUGAAUUAAACCAUGGGCCCAACCCAUGGAGAACUCACAAGCCUAUACUUUUUCUUCAUGGGGUUAGAAACCAAGGAGGUGUGUGGGGUAGAAAGACAAAAGGGAGCCCACCACCGGAGACCCAUUUAAAGGGUACAUAAAACACCCAUAUUUUUAUUUGGCCCAACUCCCCUGGGGGCAGACCUCACUGCCUUCUUCGUCCACACCCCGGAGGACCCCCAACUGCGGGGAGGGAGGGGCUCAGCCAGCUCUUCCUCCAACACUUCAGCCACUUAGCAAAGAGUCCAGCCCCAGGGGGAAACACAGUUCUCCAGUUUCAUCAAAAGGAUUCAUGAAGGAAAACAACAACUAUAAUAUUCUGGCAGGACAGCGAUAGCUUUUUGCAAAUAUAAACACAACCUCGAAGCUGAACUGUAACUUCCGUCCCAGUGUGGGUCUGAGCGCUGUUUACUAUAAACAGCACCUAUUUUCCUUCCCCACAUUAUAUACCCAGUUCAGAGCCUAAAAUAAUCCAUGUAGAGAGAAAGUGCAGAGCAGGCAGGCCGGAAGAGACUCCUCUUUCAUUAUGAAUAGUCUCUUGCCUAUGUUUGACAAGACUUGCCUCAUAAACCCAAUAAUGGGAAUGAAAGGGAUUUUGAGAAAUACAUUCUUUUUUUCUGAAAUAAACCUGUGAUUUGCGUGUAUCGGGGAGCCAGUGCAGGGAACUGUCUCAGCAUGUGUGUCAAUGAUCAUCCAGUUGACGGUUUCCAGGCCGCCCACACCCACCCCAUCUUCCCAAGGCAAGGUUUUCGAAGAGAAUCUAUUUUUGAAGCAGCUCCGCCACAGAGUCAGUGCUCUGAGCCUGCGUUAACAGAACAUGUCAGGCCGCGCUGUGCGUCAUUCCCUGUGCCCACCUGGAGCUGAAGUAAAGCUCCAUCAAUCCAUCCAGACAUUUUAGGAACUGUCAUUA
Messenger RNA from Artibeus jamaicensis (Jamaican fruit-eating bat), 8005 nucleotides. RefSeq names its product photoreceptor cilium actin regulator (gene PCARE). Bases 289 to 4143 code for a protein of 1284 amino acids. The record is from RefSeq and is a predicted model, not a curated record. NCBI's taxonomy places the organism in Eukaryota, Metazoa, Chordata, Mammalia, Chiroptera, Phyllostomidae. The transcript has 2 exons. Gene Ontology annotation, biological process: photoreceptor cell outer segment organization; protein localization to photoreceptor outer segment. Gene Ontology annotation, cellular component: photoreceptor inner segment; photoreceptor outer segment.